UAACAAAAGAGGGAUGAAUACACAGUAAUGAAAUGGAAUCUCAGCUUCCAUCUGAAAAGAACAUCAAAGGAGAUGCUUAAUCUCAGGAGGCAGUACUCCGUCAUCUGACGUGCGUCCCCUCUGUCUCUCAAUCCCUCUCCAUCCAUCCCUCUCUCCUGAUGAGAUGGAUGAUGAUGAACAUGCGUGAGGGAGAAGGGAGGGAGGAAGAGAGGGAUAAUACCUUCUGAAUACAUGAUGAAUGUAGUCAUCGGGCUUAAACUGACUGGGGGGCGAGUGGCGCACAGAGACCGAGAGCGUGCAUGUGAGUGACACCGAGCACCAUCAUCAACUCUCCCCUGCAGCCGCUCAGUCUCUCCAUCCUCCUCCUGAAGAGAGACGGGGGGGAUCACGCAACAGACGAGACAAGUAAAAGAGAGGAUACUAUAUAGCUUUUCUUUCUCCACUGCUUUUUUUUUUUUUUUUUUUUUUUUUUUUUUAGAAGCAGAAGUUAAGGACAUCUUGUCGUUGGCUGCAGCCCACCCAGAGCUUUUUUUCUCAGCAACAAGCUCAAGAGCUGUGCUCAGUGUGCACAGCCUGAGGAGGAGAGAGGAUGCUGAACAACAUGACGGACUGCGAGGAGGGAGAGGGGGGGCCCAACAGCCAGGGUGAUGGGAACCCCAAAGAGAGCAGUCCUUUCAUCAACAGCAGUGCAGCCAGCGAUGUGGAGAAGAGCCAGCAGUAUGACGGCAAGAACAUGGCUCUGUUUGAGGAGGAGAUGGAUACCAGUCCAAUGGUCUCCUCUCUGCUCAGCACUCUGGCCAAUUACUCCAACUUGCCCACAGGCAGCAAAGAGCAUGAGGAGGAAGAGAAUAACGAGGAGGGGGCACGUCCAUCUAAAAAACCUGUCAAGGCACCACAGCUGGGCACUCUGAUGGGGGUAUACUUGCCAUGUAUCCAGAACAUUUUUGGGGUGAUUCUCUUCCUGCGGAUGACCUGGAUGGUUGGAAUUGGAGGCGUUUUAGGUUCCUUCAUAAUCGUCUUCAUGUGUUGCUCCACGACCAUGCUCACAGCCAUCUCAAUGAGUGCCAUUGCAACAAAUGGAGUUGUGCCAGCUGGAGGUUCAUACUACAUGAUCUCUCGCUCGCUGGGGCCUGAGUUUGGUGGAGCUGUUGGGAUCUGCUUCUACUUAGGAACCACUUUUGCAGGUGCUAUGUACAUUCUUGGCUGCAUUGAAAUCCUGCUGAUUUACAUUGUUCCUCAGGCAGCCAUCUUCAAGAUCGAGGGCCUAGAGGGGCCAGAGGCAGAAGCGGCUCUCCUCAACAACAUGCGGGUGUACGGCACCAUCGUACUGAGCUUCAUGGCACUGGUGGUGUUUGUGGGGGUCAAAUAUGUUAACAAGUUGGCACUGGUUUUCCUGGCCUGCGUCAUCCUCUCCAUUCUGGCCGUUUAUGCUGGAGUUAUCAAGACCGCCAUUGAACCCCCUGUCUUCCCCGUCUGCAUCCUGGGGAAUCGAACUCUUCUCUCCAAAGGAUAUGACGUGUGUGCAAAGUUCAUUGAAAUAGACAACGAAACUGUCACCACCAAACUGUGGAGGUCCUUCUGUGAUUCUGAGUACCUCAAUGCCACCUGUGACGAUUACUUCACUAACAACAACAUCACAGAGAUACAGGGCAUCCCAGGGGUCACUAGUGGCAUCCUGGCAGAGAACCUGUUUGGUAACUACCUGGAAAAAGGGGUGGUCGUGGAGAAGCGUGGACUUGCAUCAGACAUGGAUCCAGACACUCCCAUAACCAGCUCCAACCGCUACGUCCUGGCUGAUAUCACGAGCUUCUUCACCCUGCUGGUGGGGAUAUACUUCCCAUCUGUCACAGGUAUCAUGGCCGGCUCCAACCGCUCCGGAGACCUGCGUGACGCUCAGAAGUCGAUCCCCAUCGGCACCAUUGCAGCCAUCACCACCACAUCUACUGUGUACAUGUCUUGUGUGGUGCUGUUCGGUGCCUGUAUAGAAGGAGUAGUCCUCAGGGACAAGUUUGGUGAAGGGGUCAAUGGUAACCUGGUGAUUGGUACACUGGCAUGGCCGUCUCCGUGGGUCAUUGUGUUUGGCUCCUUCUUUUCCACCUGCGGAGCUGGGCUUCAGAGUCUGACAGGAGCGCCACGUCUCCUGCAGGCCAUCUCAAGGGACGGCAUCAUCCCAUUUCUUAGAGUGUUUGGGCAUGGCAAAGACAAUGGGGAGCCCACCUGGGCCCUCCUGCUCACAGCCAGCAUCUGUGAGAUUGGCAUCAUCAUCGCCUCCCUGGAUGCAGUGGCACCCAUCCUCUCCAUGUUCUUCUUGAUGUGCUACAUGUUUGUCAAUCUUGCCUGUGCCCUGCAGACUUUGCUGAGGACGCCAAACUGGAGGCCGCGCUUUAAGUUCUACCACUGGGCUCUGUCUUUCCUGGGUAUGAGUUUGUGCCUGUCACUCAUGUUCAUCUGUUCCUGGUAUUACGCCAUAGUUGCCAUGGGCAUCGCCACCUGCAUCUACAAAUACAUCGAGUUCUGUGGAGCUGAGAAGGAGUGGGGUGAUGGGAUACGCGGCAUCUCGCUGAGCGCUGCUCGCUUCGCUCUCAUGAGGCUGGAGGAGGGACCACCACACACCAAGAACUGGAGGCCUCAGAUCCUGGUUCUGGUGAAUGUGGAUGACGAGCAAAACGUAGAGCAGCCUCGUCUGCUGUCUCUGACCAAUCAGCUGAAAGCAGGGAAAGGUCUAACCAUCGUUGGUACUGCAGUUCAAGGAACCUUCCUCGACAACCACAGUGACGCACAGAGGGCAGACCAGUCGUUGCGUAAGUUGAUGGAGACAGAGAAGGUGAAGGGUUUCUCUCAGGUGGUCAUCUCCUCCAACCUGCGAGAUGGGACGUCCCACCUGAUCCAAGUUGGAGGACUGGGGGGUCUGAAGCACAACACUGUGAUGGUCAGCUGGCCCCGUAACUGGAAACAGCCCGAGUACCACCAGCAAUUUAGGAACUUUAUUGAGGUGGUUAGAGAGACAACUGUAGCCAGUCUGGCCUUGUUGGUUCCUAAGAACAUCUCCAGCUACCCAUCCAACGGAGAGCGCUUCACUGAAGGUCACAUAGAUGUGUGGUGGAUUGUCCACGACGGAGGCAUGCUCAUGCUUCUGCCCUUCCUGCUGCGCCAACAUAAGGUCUGGAGGAAGUGCAAGAUGCGCAUUUUCACUGUAGCUCAGAUGGAUGAUAAUAGUAUCCAGAUGAAGAAAGACCUCAUCACCUUCCUCUAUCACCUGCGCAUCGAUGCUGAGGUGGAAGUGGUCGAGAUGCAUGAUGGUGACAUCUCAGCCUACACCUAUGAGAAGACACUGAUAAUGGAGCAACGAUCACAGAUCCUCAAACAAAUGCAUCUGACCAAGAAUGAGAUGGAGAGAGAAAUCCAGAGCAUCACAGAUUCAUCCCGUGGGUCCAUUCGACGUAAAAACCCAUCUACCUUGCGCUCCCAGCACAGUGCUGAGGAGGGAACCAGCGUGGCAGAGAAACCAGAAGAGGAGUCUGUGGCUGUCUCCAACCCAAAACAGGUUCAGCUGAUCCACAGUAAGAACGCCUCCACACCGACCAGCCCCACGAGCCCUAUGUCGCCUGUUGCGCCUGCAGGGGGCGCUACCGCCUGGACGGACAAUAAGGGUGCAGACAAGGGGAAGACCCUUCUAGCAGGACACCCGGAGCCGGGCAAAGACCUCUUCAACAUGAAGCCGGAAUGGGAGAACCUGAACCAGAUUGACGUGAGGCGCAUGCAUACAGCGCUGCGGCUCAAUGAAGUUAUCAUGAAGAAGUCCAAGGAGGCGAAACUUGUGCUGCUCAACAUGCCUGGACCACCAAAGAACCGUGUGGGCAUUGAAAACUACAUGGAGUUCCUUGAGGUGCUCACUGACGGUCUCAAUCGGGUCCUCCUAGUGCGUGGAGGUGGACGUGAGGUCAUCACCAUCUAUUCCUGAAAGGCUUUUAAUAUGGCCGCCUAUAUGGACUCUGCCCUCUCCUGCCUCCCUAUCAUUCCAGGAAAAUCCUCGCAUAACCGUCCAGUCACCUGCCAUAACAUGUCAGACUUCAGUGUUUACAGGUGACAUCUAAUAGACCUAGCUGUAUCUGUUACAUUCUAACCAGCAGGAUACACCAAGAAUUAUGCAACAGUUAUACUUUCUGUUCCCAGCUUGUCAGCUGAUAACAGCAGAUGAGGUCGUGGUUAGUUUUGACAGCUGAAUUGAAAAACAAGACUCAACUCCAAAAACUGAAUUUAUCCACAGAAAACUGCCGUAUCAAUAGAUAGUAAAGCUGAGUAACAAUCGAUGAUACAAAUGUGGAGCAAUAAACUAAAUUAAGAAUACAGGGUUAAUAAGAGAAGAAUUGGAAUAAAAGAAAAUGGAGGGCAGUCAAACAUUUCUUUCCCCUGUCUUAUAUGUUUAAUAAUCGUUCUGUCCUUUUGCUUUGUUGCUGGUUAUUUGUAAAAGAGGAAUGUUUUUUCUUUACCAUUUUUCUUAUUUUCUAUUAUUUAUUAUAGAUGUUAUUUAUGUAUUUGUUCAUCUAAUCCUGUCUGUCUUUGUCCUGGUCUGUUUUUUGCAUUUAAUCAUAUGGUUGGAAGCACACAAGUAAUAAUAUUAGAGCACUAGUAAUGUCUUUAAUUCAUAUUGGAAAAAGCUUAGAUGAGGAUGUUCUUAUGGUCAUGCAAAACAUUCACAGGAAUUAACUGUAGAAUUUAAAAUGCAGAGGUGGGAGCUGUGUGUCAAUAUGUGCAUACAUUUUCGAAACAGACAAAACCCAAUUGGAUAAAAUAGAUUUGCCACUAUUUUGCAUUUAUCGUCCUUGUUGUUAUGGCAGGGAUUUAUCUGUUUAUUUAUUUUUCCGCAUCGCUCUCUUAUUGCAGACAGCUUGAUAGGAAUUGAAUGGUCCCAGACCUAAUUGUUUGACUUCAUUAUCCCUCUCACAAUUGGACAGGGAUCAUAUAAAUGUUGUAAAACAGAAUAUAGUCAGCCUCUGAGUUCAGCGAUGGCCCUUUUGAUUACAGCACCUUCACUAAUCAUUUGAUAUGUAUUACCUCCAGUGUUCUGCAGUUAUGCAGUCAUAUUUCCCACAAUGCCCAGAAAAUGUCCUGUGGUAGAUGUUGCACUAGUGCAUAGGUUAACUACAUUUUAUCUCCAAACAGAAAUUGUUAUUUGUCAUGGGUUCAGAAAAAAAUCCUCUUCACAACUCUAAAAUUAAUAAAUCUUACUGAUCACUUGCAAACAAAAUGUGCCAAUAUAUAAUGUAAAAAUGUUUUUGAUACCAACUCGCUUGAGAAGGAGGUUUGACAGGUUUUAAAAAAAUAAAAAAGCUUACUUAACCAUUUUAAGUAAAAAUUAAAAUGUGAAAUUUAAACAUAUUUUAGACCAGACAUCUCUCCACUUGUACAAUGUAAUGUAAAUUAUUCAGGAGAAAGUUAAUAGUAUUUUAUUUAUGUUAUGUUUGUAAAAAGAUAUACAAUAUGAACCAGUGUAAGAUGUUUAUAGGUGUCAGAGGCACUAAAAUAUAUUUACGUCAGCUGUACGUCAUAAAUUUUAUCGCAGAUAAUUAAUUUUUCUUAUGGUAUGGUUCAGAUAAAAAGGUGUACAAAUGUCAUUUAUUUAAAUAAUUUAAAAAUGCUGUAAUUAAUGCAUGGUAAGUGCACAGUAUUACAGAAAUACUUUGACAUUUUGGGAAAUGCACUUUCUUACUGAGAGUUAAAUGAAAAGAUUGAUACCACGCUCAUGUUGGCAUGCUAAAUAUGUAGCUGUAGCUAGCGGACGGCUAGCUUAGCUUAGUGUGGUGAUUUUCUUCUGAAACACUGGACACAAACACAGAAAUUAAAUCACUGAUCAACCCAAAGAUUAAUUAAAAAAAAAUAUCAUUGAUUAUUAUUAUUAUUGAUCAAUAAGGGGACAUGGUUUACACAAAGCUGGCAAGUAUCAACAUUCCUUCUCCCAACAACCAAAGUCAAACCAACCUUUUUAUAGACCAAGAACAAGGGGCAAACAAAUGAACAGGGUACAUAAAGACUCAAACCACAUGUAGCCCUUUGACCUACAUAAACAAGAUGAGAACAGUGGGUUUGUUUAACAUAUCACAAGAGCACAUUCACCUCUCAUAAUACAUAUCACAAGAGAAACUGAGUGAGUGGUCAACUAAUGAUUUUACUUAACCAUAUUUGGGUAUUAAAAAUGAUAAACCAACCAUUUAACCUUCUAUUACUUUAACAUUUACAUAAAGACUGCAAACAGGGGGAAAACAGUUAGCCUGGCUCUUUUUAAAGGUAAAGAAAAUCCACCUGUCUGCUUCUGGCUGUAGCUUCAUGAUUAUCCUGCAGACAUGAGAGUCAUAUCAGUUAUAGGCGAGUAAGCGAAUCAGCGUACCUCCCAAUUGUUGAAUUAUUCAUGUACAAUGUUCAUUAUUUCCAUUUGCUGCUACACUAAUGUACAUUUUAAAAUGUGAUGGAAUUUGUUUUGAUGUUGACAGACAUAUGUAGAAAAUACAGGCACAGACUGAUAACUACAAAGAAUUUUAGAGGAAUCGUAAGGUGCAUAUUAAAGGUCCUAUAUUUUACAUUUUGGCAGUGACUGUAUAGUUGUGACAUCAGAAAAUUACGGAAGUCCUCACAGCUCGCUUUAAUGCACACUUUCUGAAUACGGGCUGCGUGUGUUUCUUUGUGGAUUGAGCAUUUUGAUAGUUUCACGCUAUUUAUACAGCACCUAGACCUGCUUUAUUAUCAAAACAGACAUGGAAAUCUUUCUACAAUAUGAGACCUUUAAGCUGUUUUCGCAUGGUGAAUGCAUCAAGUCAGACUAACCUGUAGAGUACCUCUCUGUUAUUUGUUUUUGUGUGUGUGAGUGUGUGUGUGUGUGUAUAUACAAUGGAUGUUUAGUUUCUAUUUGUGUAUGGUUUAGUAAUUUUCGAACUUACAUUAAUUCAUGCACACUUGCUGUUUUGUCAUAGACAUUCACGCAAAUCAACUGAUCCUGUAGACAUUUUGUAGGCGUAGGAGUCGGGUCACUGCACAUUAUCAAACAAAGCAUUUAGUUGUGUCAUGAUGGAAGUUUUAAUCCAAACAUGUAAGUGUACAGUCAUAUGAUUGUAUUUCCCUCUUCUCCUUGGCCUAUUAGUGCAAUAAAGUUUUUGGUUUUUUUUUUUAGGAAAUCCUGAAUCAAUUUCUAGCAAAAAGAAAAUCAUUAGCCUUCAGUAUCUUUUCCAGGAAAUCAUACGACUUAUUCUAAUACUAUGUUUCCUGCUGAUUUACAUGUAGUGUUUUUAAUGCCUGACUUGACCUAUCCUGACCUCAUCAUACAUACAUCAAUAGGUCUUCUUUUAUAUGUACAGCCCUCAGUGUUUCCCUCACAAUUCUGAAACGUGCAGGUGGAUUACAUCAGCAAUUUCCAAAUCUGAAUAGUUCUGUAUUUACUCUUAAUUCAUACGACAAUGGUGUACAUCUGCAGGUACAUCCAGUGCAUUUAGAAAGUGUUCAGACCGUUUUUCACAUUUUGUUAUGUUGCAGCCUUAUGCCAAAAUUAAAAAAAAAAAAACAGUAUUUUCCUUCAUCAAUCUAGACUCAAUACUGUAUAAUGACAAAGUGAAAACUCAAUUUUAGAAAUUUUGCAAAUUUAUUAAAAGGGGAAAACAGAAAUAUCACAUUAACAUAAUGCACUGUAUAUCAGUCAUUGGUCUGCAGAAGUUUAGUCACAACUCUUAAACUCCCUCAACCAGAGUGUAUGUGUAAAAGUUAUGAUUACAUGCCCUUAUGCUGUGCAUGUAUGUGUGUGUGUGAACCUGACAUGGGCACACUUGUUUAAGUGAGGACAUUGUGUGUAGUUAAACAUGGUUAUCAAGUGAAGAUGGGGCAUUUGUAAAUAGAUCUGUGAUUUUAGGCUUAGAGAUAACGUGUAAUAUGUGUGUUGAUACAGCUUUUAUAGAUAUAAAAUAGGCCGUUUGUAUUGUCUUUUAAAUGGUAAUGGUUUUAUGUUCUACCAUGUCUUAUGCAAUUAUGUACGAGUAAUGGUUUAAAGAAACCAUUUUAUAUGUCGGCACAAAAUGCAAUAAAUUAAAAUAAUUUUAAUACAACAGUAA
Messenger RNA from Seriola aureovittata, 8090 nucleotides. It is a transcript of the gene slc12a5b, whose product is annotated as solute carrier family 12 member 5b. Lineage: Eukaryota; Metazoa; Chordata; Actinopteri; Carangiformes; Carangidae. The coding region runs from base 590 to 3961 and encodes 1123 amino acids. Gene Ontology annotation, biological process: chloride ion homeostasis; cell volume homeostasis; chloride transmembrane transport. Gene Ontology annotation, molecular function: potassium:chloride symporter activity. Gene Ontology annotation, cellular component: membrane. The transcript is spliced from 26 exons. The record is from RefSeq and is a predicted model, not a curated record.